AUGCUAAUGUUGAAUAAAACAAACUGGACCCCAGCCUCAUUCAUUCUUAGUGGAGUCCCUGGACUGGAAGAUAUACACAUCUGGAUUUCCUUCCCAUUCUUCUCCAUGUAUGUGGUGGCUAUGGUAGGGAAUUGUGGGCUGCUCUACCUCAUCCACUAUGAGAAAUCAUUGCACAGACCCAUGUAUUACUUUCUAGCCAUGCUUUCCAUAACUGAUAUUGUCAUGUGCACUAGUACAAUCCCUAAGGCUCUCUACAUCUUCUGGUUUCAUCUCAAGGAAAUUGGCUUUGAUGAAUGUCUGGUCCAGAUGUUCUUCAUCCAUACCUUCACAGGGAUGGAGUCUGGGGUGCUCAUGCUAAUGGCCCUGGACCGCUACGUGGCUAUCUGCUACCCGCUGCGCUACUCUACUAUCCUCACCAAUCCUGUCAUUGCAAAAGUUGGGCUUGCUACUUUCCUGAGAGGGGUGUUGCUCAUCAUUCCUUUCACUUUCCUCACCAAGCGCCUGCCCUACUGCAGAGGGAAUAUAAUCCCCCACACCUACUGUGACCACAUGUCUAUAACCAAAUUAUCCUGUGGCAAUGUCAAGGUCAAUGCCAUCUAUGGUCUGACGGUUGCCCUCCUAGUUGGGGGCUUUGACAUCCUGUGCAUCACAAUCUCCUACACCAUGAUCCUCCGGGCAGUGGUCAGCCUCUCUUCAGCAGAUGCUCGACAGAAGGCCUUCAGCACCUGCACUGCCCACAUCUGUGCCAUUGUUUUCUCCUACAGCCCAGCCUUCUUCUGCUUCUUUUCCCACCGCUUUGGGGGCCACACAGUCCCUCCAUCUUGCCACAUCAUUGUGGCCAAUAUUUAUCUGCUCUUGCCUCCUGCUAUGAACCCUAUUGUCUAUGGGGUGAAAACCAAGCAAAUACGAGACUGUGUCAUAAGGACCCUUUCAGGUUCUAAGGAUGUCAAAUCCCAUGACAUAUAA
Zalophus californianus (California sea lion) is the source of this 966-nucleotide messenger RNA. Its product is annotated as olfactory receptor 52N4. The transcript has a single exon. Lineage: Eukaryota; Metazoa; Chordata; Mammalia; Carnivora; Otariidae. The coding region runs from base 1 to 966 and encodes 321 amino acids. Gene Ontology annotation, biological process: G protein-coupled receptor signaling pathway. Gene Ontology annotation, cellular component: membrane. Gene Ontology annotation, molecular function: olfactory receptor activity; G protein-coupled receptor activity. The record is from RefSeq and is a predicted model, not a curated record.